Molecule: messenger RNA, 1254 nt
Organism: Phaeoacremonium minimum UCRPA7
Lineage: Eukaryota; Fungi; Ascomycota; Sordariomycetes; Togniniales; Togniniaceae
Product: putative 3-ketoacyl- thiolase protein
Exons: 4
Coding region: 1-1254 (417 amino acids)
Biological process (GO): fatty acid beta-oxidation; phenylacetate catabolic process
Cellular component (GO): peroxisome
Molecular function (GO): acetyl-CoA C-acyltransferase activity
Source: RefSeq, a predicted model, not a curated record
AUGGGUGCUCUCGACAGAUUAUCAUCAAUUGGAAGCCAGCUGUCCAGCCCCAAGACGGGCAAGGACAAGCUGCUGGAGAAGCAUCCUGACGAUAUCGUUGUGACCGCAUGUCUCCGAACACCCUUCACCAAGGGCGGCAAGGGCGGCUUCAAGGACACCGCCGCUGCCGACCUGGUCGCUGGUGCCCUGAAGGGCCUCAUCGAGCGUUCCAAGAUCGACCCCAGUCUGGUUGAGGAUAUCUGCGUGGGUACCGUCCUCGCACCCGGCGGCGGUGCCACCGAGAUGAGGGCAGCCUCCCUCGUUGCCGGCUUCCCCGAGACCGCCGCCGUGCGCACGCUCAACCGCCAGUGCUCUUCCGGUCUCCAGGCCUGUGUCGACGUGGCAAACCAGAUCAAGGCUGGCAUGAUUGAGGUCGGUAUUGGUGCUGGUGUCGAGAGCAUGUCAACACAGUAUGGCCCUGGCGCCGUGACAGAGUUCUCUGAGCUUCUUGAGUCUCAUCCUGAGGCUGCCAACUGCAAGGUGCCCAUGGGCGUCCUGUCCGAGCAGAUGGCACAAGACCGAAAGAUCUCCCGCGCAUCCCAAGACGCCUUCGCCGCCUCCUCCUACCAGAAGGCCGCGGCGGCGCAGCAGGCCGGUCUCUUCAACGAGGAGAUCCACCCCCUGAAGGUCAAGUUUGAGGACCCCAAGUCCGGCGAGACCAAGGAGAUCGUGGUAAACAAGGACGACGGCGUGCGGCCCGGCGUGACGGCCGAGUCACUCGGCAAGAUCCGGGCGAGCUUCGCCAAGGACGGCAGCAUACACGCAGGUAACGCCUCGCAGAUCAGCGACGGCGCCGCGGCGGUGCUGCUGAUGAAGCGCAGCACGGCGGAGCGACUGGGCCAGGCCGUGCUGGGCAAGUUCGUGGCCGCCAGCGUCGUGGGCGUCGCGCCGCUGCUGAUGGGCAUCGGCCCGUGGAAGGCGAUCCCCAAGGUCUUUGAGCUGACGGGCAUCACCAAGGACGACGUCGACAUCUUCGAGAUCAACGAGGCGUUCGCGUCGCAGUGUCUGUGGUGCGCCAACGAGCUCGGCCUGCCCAUCGAGAAGAUCAACCCCAAGGGCGGCGCCAUCGCCUUCGGCCACCCCCUCGGCUGCACGGGCGCCAGGCAGGUCUCCACGCUGCUGUACGAGCUGCGCCGGCGCGGCGAGAAGAUUGGCGUUACUAGCAUGUGCGUCGGCACGGGCAUGGGCAUGGCGGCCGUGUGGGUCGCGGAGUAA